AUGAGCGUUAUCAGACCCUUGACACAAAAUUGGACUUUCACCCAAGUUGGAGGAGGAAAAGGCACCAAGAAGGAUGAAUGGCUAUCUGUUUCGCAGUUUCCGACCACUGUGCAUGUGGAGCUUCUCAAAUUGAAGAAGAUUCCUGACCCGUUCCUCGGUUUGAACGAGUGGGAAGUGCAAUGGGUUGGUGAGGGCGAUUGGGCAUUCAAAAAUACCUUCGUCGCCUCAGGAGCAGAGCUCGCAACUUCCAACGCCGAUCUUGUUUUUGACGGUUUAGACACAUUUGCGACUGUACAACUGAAUGGCCACAAAAUUCUCCAAACGGAGAAUCAGUUUGUGUCUUACAGAGCACCUGUAAAACAAUAUCUUCAAGCCGGCUCAAACGAGCUGUUGAUAUCCUUUUCAAGUGCUUUUCUUAAGGGGCGAGAACUGGAAAAGCAGAACGGGAAGUUGCAUCUCUGGAAUGGCGAUUCCAGUCGUCUCCAUGUACGCAAGGCCCAGUACAACUACGGAUGGGAUUGGGGCCCCGUUCUUAUGACUAUUGGACCAUGGAAGCCUGUCAAGCUACAUACCUAUAAUACCCACCUCACCGAUGUCGAUGUCAGGAGCAAAGUCUCCGAGUCUCUCGAUGUCAGUCUCUCCGUAGACCUUUCACUCUCGGAGAAGACUGCGGGUUCUGCUUCGGUUGUGUUGAAGAACUCUCAAGGCGCAACUAUCGUCAGCGAAUCCGACCUCAAGACUGACUCUGGUAGCGCCAGGACGGAAUUUUUCUUCUCUCCUGGUGUUCUAGACCUAUGGUAUCCAGUAGGAUAUGGUAAACAACCAUUGUAUACCGUGGAGGUUCAAGUCAAAGAUAAGCAAGGGAAUGUUUUGGAUACUAAAAUAGAAAGAGUAUCUUUCAGGCGUGUUCGCGUUGUUCAAGAGCCCCUCGUUGAUCAGCCAGGCCUGACGUUCCUGUUCGAGGUUAACAACAUCCGUGUUUUCUGUGGUGGCUCGAAUUGGAUUCCGGCUGAUUCGUUUUUAACAACCCUAACUGCGGAUAGGUACAGAGCCUGGUUGCAGUUGCUUGUGGACGGAAACCAGAACAUGGUUCGUGUUUGGGGAGGAGGGAUAUACGAGGCUGAUGCAUUCUAUGAUACUUGUGAUGGUAUUUUUCUCGUCUGGCAGGACUUCAUGUUUGGCUGUGGGCAGUAUCCUGCAUAUGACUCUUUCCUCAAGCUGGUUGAGGUAGAAGCUGAACAGAAUGUUAAGCGACUCCGUCAUCAUCCUUCGGUCGUCAUCUUUGCCGGAAACAACGAAGAUUACCAGCUUGCGGAGUCCAUCAAGAUUGUGGACUACUCUGAUGAGACGUCAGAUUUCCGCAAAACUGAGUUCCCUGCGCGCUACAUAUACGAACGUACCCUACCUUCCAUCGUAAACAAAUUCUGCGACAUAUUCUACCAUCGUAGCUCCCCCUAUAGUGCACCGGGUGUUGUUACUACGGACAAGACUCUUGGUGACUUGCAUCAGUGGAACGUUUGGCAUGGCUCACAAGAGCCUUGGCACAACUGGGAUAUCCUUGCUGGUCGUUUUGUUUCUGAAUUCGGCAUGGAGGGAUAUCCGAACAUCCGAACUGUGGACUACUGGUUAGCUGGCGACAAGUUGGAGCGAUACCCGCAAUCACGAGUGAACAACAACCACAACAAAGCUGACGGUUUCGAGCGCCGGUUAGAGCUUUACUUGGUCGAAAAUUUCAAACAUGCGUUCGACAUGGACAGUUACGUGUACUACACGCAGAUCAUGCAAGCGGAAACUUUGGCGUCUGCUUACCGUCUUUGGAGGCGUAACUGGCGUGGGAGAGGCAGGGAGCAUACUGCGGGUGCUCUCGUUUGGCAGAUCAACGACUGUUGGCCGACAACAUCUUGGGCCAUCGUCGACUACUUCCUCCGGCCCAAGCCGGGCUAUUUCACUAUUGCGCGUGAAUUACGACCGUACACAGUUGGCAUGACACGUAAAGAGAAGAAGACUUUCGCGAACGAAUUUUCUGCCGCUGAUUUCAAGAUUGAGACCAUCCUGGAAAUAUGGGGCACAAACAACAGCCUGUCUGAGAAAUCGGCUACACUUGAAGUGACUUCAUUUGACUUACAUUCGUCGUGGACAGACAAGUGGUCGAAGGCCGUGAAACUUGGGCCGAACGCCAGCACAGAGCUGUUUAGUGAUAAUCUCCCCGGCCAGCCUGUCAGGACGAAACAAAGCGAAGUACCUGGUGUUAUUAUUGUUUCUGCGCGUCUGUUGGACGCAGAUGGCACUGUGCUUGGUAGAUACUCGAAUUGGCCGGAGCCUUUCAAGUUUAUUACGUUCCCCACCGUGAAAGAACUGGGCUUGAAGAUCUCAGUUAGCAGCGAUGGAGAAUCCGUCCAACUGUCUACGCAGAAGCCCAUCAAAGGAAUCAUCAUGGAUGUUGAUGGGGAAGACGUCAAAUGGAGCGACCAAGCCAUCGAUCUUGUACCAGGUGACCCCCAGGUCGUAAAAGCCAUUGGACUAAAAGGAAGGGAAGUGAAGGUUCGGUUCCUAGGCGAUGGCUCGGCGUGAAGUAAGAUGGAAGCAAAGUCGGCGGUAGGGUGAAUCGAAUGUACGAAAAUGAUUGUAGAAGUGAUUCGAACGUGUAAUACGAGUGUCCUUUAUUCUCUUCAUUGCAUUACUGGUACUAUGCACGUCCUGAACCAAUGAAAAAGAAUUGAGAAAUGACUAGGAAUAUGAAGGGGGCAAGCAUCCCACAGGGGACACAUUAAAAUUACAAACUGUACAGGAGCAGGAAUGCACGACAAGAUACUGUAGCGGAAGGGAGACAGUCUAGUCCGAUCAGUUAUCGGAUAAAAAUCGCCAAAAUAAGAAAAGGCACUCCUAGGGAGCAAGCGAAAUAAGGAAAAUAAGGAAACGGUAAAUAAUCGUAUACGUAGGAGGCAAGUUGAUAGCGAUGCAGAAAACGUUAAUGGGAUGAGCCCACACGUUGUGCAGACAUUGCAGUUAAAACGGUUGCUGGGACGUGGCGAUGACAGACAGGCUUUCCUGAGGUCUCACAUGAUGGUACACUUGCUAGUUUCUGGUGGAUCCGUCCUGGUUGAAGACGAACGUUUCUCUAUUUCAGCAAGGCACAGCUCAAAGACUUUACCGACGUUGACAUUGUUUUUCGCACUCGUUUCCACCCAAGCCGCUUUGUUCUGCUUCGCAAGCUGCUCGCCCUCGGCUGA
Serpula lacrymans var. lacrymans S7.9 is the source of this 3230-nucleotide messenger RNA. RefSeq names its product glycoside hydrolase family 2 protein. The record is from RefSeq and is a predicted model, not a curated record. Bases 1 to 2571 code for a protein of 856 amino acids. NCBI's taxonomy places the organism in Eukaryota, Fungi, Basidiomycota, Agaricomycetes, Boletales, Serpulaceae. The transcript has 23 exons. Gene Ontology annotation, biological process: carbohydrate metabolic process; glycoprotein catabolic process. Gene Ontology annotation, molecular function: beta-mannosidase activity.